This is a messenger RNA of Staurois parvus, 334 nucleotides long. The record is from the annotation of a GenBank genome assembly. Lineage: Eukaryota; Metazoa; Chordata; Amphibia; Anura; Ranidae.
UCCGGGGAGACCGGAUAUAGUGAAUGCAGGGUCCGGGGAGACCGGAUAUAGUGAAUGCAGAGUCCGGGGAGACCAGAUAUAGUGAAUGCAGGGUCCUGGGAGACCAGAUAUAGUGAAUGCAGGGUCCGGGGAGACCAGAUAUAGUGAAUGCAGGGUCCGGGGGAGACCAGAUAUAGUGAAUGCAGGGUCCGGGGAGACCAGAUACAGUGAAUGCAGGGUCCUGGGAGACCAGAUAUAGUGAAUGCAGGGUCCAGGGAGACCAGAUAUAGUGAAUGCAGGGUCCGGGGAGACCAGAUAUAGGUCUGGGGAGACCAGAUAUAGUGAAUGCUGGGUC